UUGUGUAGCUUCUUCCUUUUUGUUGAUCUGUCGGUGUCGGCAUAUGUUUCUUUUCUUUCUCUUUCAUUUUCUUUUAGGUAUGCCUGUACUGCUUUUGUCCCAGCACCUAUCUAAUUUUAUCGGUGAUGUUCGCUUUGUAGUAAUACUAGCACAUAUGCACGUGCGUUGUAACGGAAAAAAUUAAUGUUUUGUGCAAGCAGAAUGUCCCACAGCACUGGAUUCACUAUAAAGAACAUGCUGCAACGCAGCAUCAUUCUACAAAAUGAACAUAAAAAAUAUGAUGCAAUUUAUCUCUGUUCAUAUUUUCUUUGUCGGGCAUAAUCUCCCACUGAUUUUAUUUAAGUAUAAUCCUUCCUUUAAUUACCAUGACGCCCUCACCCGUUUUAGUCGGGAAUCAAAUCCUUCCUUUUCUAAUUUAGCAGCCCCAACACAUUGAAGCCUACAAAUUCUUCCUUUUAAUUAUCUGAGCUUUUUACGUCAAGUCCUUCCUUUAAUUAGCCUCAUAUAUUUGAAUAUUCUAUUUAUUAAGACCACAAUCUUUCUUUUAAUUAUUCCAUAGGUUUACCCGUAAUCCUUUCUUUAAUUAGCCACAUCCGUUUAAAUAUUUUAUUUAGGCCCACAAUCCUUCCUUUAAUUAGCUCAUUUGCUUAAUUAGCUCGCUCUAAAUAUGAGGACUGCCACUCGUAUAUUUAGAGUGAGUUGGGAUUAGUAAUGUGAAUGCUGUAUAGGUUGUUGGUUGUUACAUGGAAGAUACAGAUAGGAGGUUCGGUGUUUAAUUCCCACAAUGUUUAUUUCUUUUGACCCAAUUAUUUUUCGUGAUCUCUAUGAAAGCCCAUAAAAGGCCCAUCAACAUGCAAGUACCUGGCCCAGAUCGCUUAGCCCGUGUACGAGCCAACAGCACAGAAUUUUAACAUGCACUUAGACCAAACAAAAAAAAAACUAAACCAAAUCAAGAAUACCUAUUCCCUUUAAUAGUAGGUAGGUAUAGGUAUAGCUAUAAACAAAGCGGGAAACCUAUUCCGUCCAAAAAAACCGGGCGGCUCUCACAAAUAGGGAACCACCUAACCUGCCUCGCCUUCUCGAAGAAACCGGCUAGGGCUACGGCCACGGUGUCGCGCCUCUCCAACCUCCUCUGCCGGCGGCGAGGGUGCCACCACUGCAGGGGCGCCGGAGGAGGCGGAGAUGGGUCUGGACAUCUCGCGCGGGGGCGGGCUGCCCAGCUUCAAGUUUGCGUUCAAUUCAGAGAACUUUUCCGACCGGGUGCUGCGGCUGGAGGCCAUCGCCAGCGACGGCGCGCGUCCCCGGAGGACCCCUCCCCGACUUGGCGUUCCACCGCGAGGAGCUCCACGACGAGGAAGCAGAAAAAGUAUUGACUCUUCUUGGACCAUUGUGUCCGCGCCAGUUUUACGAGUAAAGAACAUUUAUAUCAAUUCGGUGGUUUUCGCUACAAAUAGUCCAUUCUUUCUUAAGCUUUUCACAAAUGGCAUGAAAGAGUCUGAUCUGAGGCAUCUAACACUCCGAAUUGCUGAUUCGGGUAAACAGGAACGGAGGAAACUGUCAUGAUGGAGAUUUUGAGAUGUAUGUACACUGCAAAGCUAUCAACAACUGAGCACAAUCUUCUGCUCGACAUCUUGAUGGCCGUUGAUAAACUGGAGGUUCUUGCUUGCAUGUGGCAUUGUAA
Molecule: messenger RNA, 1681 nt
Organism: Aegilops tauschii subsp. strangulata
Lineage: Eukaryota; Viridiplantae; Streptophyta; Magnoliopsida; Poales; Poaceae
Source: RefSeq, a predicted model, not a curated record